Messenger RNA from Racocetra persica, 481 nucleotides. The record is from the annotation of a GenBank genome assembly. Lineage: Eukaryota; Fungi; Glomeromycota; Glomeromycetes; Diversisporales; Gigasporaceae.
AAAACUAUAAGAAUUAUUAAUUCAUCUGAAAAAGAGAAAAUGUUAUCAAAUACAAGAUUAAAAACUUGUCAACCCGUUUUUACAAGUUCACAUGCAUGGAAAUUAUUAGCAAUUGCUGUUGCACUGUCUUUACUAGUCGGAAUGUAUUCUAUGCAAUCAGCAAUCUCAUGGAGUCACGAAAAAUUUGUUGAAACUGAUAAAGUUAGUGAAAUUGUGGCGGGAAAGUUACCAUGGACACCUUUCUCUACAGAUUAUAUACCCUCUUCUUGCGAAAGUCUUCCACCUCGCAAAAAUACAUCUUCCCAUAAAUUCCAAUUUAUAGAUGCAAAAUCAAAAGAACUAACAAUUCUUUGGUGGCGAUACCUCACGUUUGCAAGUAUUGCAGAAAUGUCUUGGGAGACAGUUUCUCAAGAACUCUGCCCUUACCCACCAGAACUUGACUCAUUCUUCCGAGAAAUAUUUAAGCAAUUUGCUCGCCGCC